AUGUCCAGCAGCGUCCUGCCGCUCCAGGAGCUCGCGGCGGCGCGCGGCGCGAAGGUCUUCGUCGCGCCGCGGCCGCGGGACGGCGACUGGACCCCGGCGCUGCUCCGGGGCGACGGCGGCUGGCGCUGGGACAAGGUCGCCGUGCUCUCGCUGCCGCGGGCGCACUGGAUCGACGGGUCCGUCGUCGACCUGUCCGCGAUCGCCGACGAGGUCGACAGGGAGCGGACGCGGCGGGGCGACGACAGCGGCCCGCCGUUCCUGGCGGUCGACGCGACGCAGUCGCUCGGCGCCUCGGCGCUCGCCGUCCCCGCGGCGCGGGUCGACUUCGUCGCCGCGUCGGUGCACAAGUGGCUCCUGGGACCCUACGGCUGCAGCCUCUUCUACGUGCAUCCGAGGCACCACCGAUCGUACGCGCUCGUGCGCGACGAGCACGCGCUCCAGGGGGGCGCGUCCGACGCGGUGCUCCGCUUCCACCCGAUGCGUUGUAGCGCGGCGGGAAGCGCGGUGCCCUACGACGCGCCGCUCGCCGGCGGCGCGCGCUGCUUCGACGGCGGCGGAAGGCCGAACCCCGUGAUCCUGCCCAUGGUCCGCGCGGGGCUGGAGCUCGUGCUCGCCUGGGAGGUGUCGAACAUCGACGCGAGGCUCCGGGAACUGACCGGGCCGCACGUCCGGCGGCUCGGGGAGCGAUUCGACGUGCCGCGAUGCCGCGCUUCGGGCCUCGUCGGCGUCCGGCCCCGGGGCCUGGCGCGUUCCGAGGCCGACGCCUGGGCCGACGCCGCGGCGGCGGCGCUCAAGCAUCGGGCGCCGCCGAUCCUCGUCACGGGCCGCUUCGGCGCCGUCCGCGUCGGCGCGCACCUCUACAACUCGGACGACGACCUCGAGGCCUUCGUCGACGCGCUCUUCGCGUUCGACGACGACUACUACGUCCGCCGCGGCUACGGCCGCCCCGCGAAGCCCGCCACGAAAAAGCGCCCGCGCGACGCCGACGCCGACUCGGGGGUCGCCUCCUCCCGCCCCUAA
Messenger RNA from Aureococcus anophagefferens, 1020 nucleotides. RefSeq lists its product as hypothetical. The coding region runs from base 1 to 1020 and encodes 339 amino acids. The record is from RefSeq and is a predicted model, not a curated record. Lineage: Eukaryota; Pelagophyceae; Pelagomonadales; Pelagomonadaceae. The transcript has a single exon.